Messenger RNA from Cryptomeria japonica (Japanese cedar), 1506 nucleotides. Its product is annotated as beta-glucosidase 12-like. Gene Ontology annotation, molecular function: beta-glucosidase activity. The transcript has 13 exons. Gene Ontology annotation, biological process: carbohydrate metabolic process. The coding region runs from base 142 to 1506 and encodes 454 amino acids. The record is from RefSeq and is a predicted model, not a curated record. Lineage: Eukaryota; Viridiplantae; Streptophyta; Pinopsida; Cupressales; Cupressaceae.
ACUCAGGAUGUAGUACAAGUAUUAAAUAGGAGUGGGUUUCCUCCUGGAUUUAUAUUCGGUACAGCUUCUGCUUCAUAUCAAUAUGAAGGAGCUGCCCAUGAAGGAGGAAGAGGCCCAAGCGUCUGGGAUACUUUCUCACAUAUGCCAGGGACAAUCGCUGAUGGGAAAAAUGGGGAUGUUGCUGUCGACGAAUACCAUCGCUAUAAGGAGGACGUGAAACUGAUGAAGGACAUGGGCAUGGAUGCAUAUAGGUUUUCUAUUUCUUGGUCACGGAUAUUACCAUAUGGUACGGUCGAAGGGGGAAUCAACAAAGUUGGAGUGACCUAUUAUAACAAUUUAAUCGAUGAACUCCUCAAACAUGAAAUCACGCCUUUUAUAACAUUAUUCCAUUGGGACCUUCCACAAGCAUUGGAGGAUAAAUAUGGAGGCUUUCUCAGCCAGGAUAUUGUGAAGGAUUUUGUAGCUUAUAGUGAAGUGUGCUUUCAAGAGUUUGGAGACCGAGUGAAACACUGGAUCACUUUAAACGAACCUUAUGCCUACGCAAUUACAGGAUAUGAUGUGAGAAUUGGCCCACCAGGUCAUCAUUCGCCAACAGAGCCAUAUAUCGUAGCCCAUAACCUCCUCCUUUCUCACGCAGCUGCUGUGAAUCUCUACAAGAGCAAAUAUCAGGCAUUGCAGAAGGGAUCGAUUGGUAUUGCAUUAGUGAGCAUGUGGAUUAUGCCCUAUUCAAAAUCCCACUCUGACCAUAAAGCUUCCCAAAGGGCUAUAGAUUUUAUGUUUGGCUGGUUUAUGGAUCCAAUUGCAAGAGGGAAAUACCCCUCCUCAAUGACAAAUCUUGUUGGUGUGCGUUUACCCAAAUUUAGUGCCCUUGAAUCUGCUAUGGUGAAAGGUUCCUUUGAUUUUGUGGGCUUAAAUUACUACACAAGUCGGUAUGCUGUCGAUGCUUCAAUGACACCCAAUUUUACUACUCCAAGCUAUAUAGUAUCGGAUUCUCUAGCAAAUUUAACCGCUGAGAGGAAUGGCGUGCUGAUUGGACCGGCGGGAGGCUCCAGUUGGAUUAAUGUAUAUCCCCCUGGAAUAAGAGAACUUUUGAAGUACGUAAAACAUAAAUAUGACAAUCUACCAAUUUACAUAACAGAAAACGGUUUUUCUGAAAGGGAUAAUGAUACUUUACCAAUGUCAGAGGCUUUGAAUGAUACUGGCAGAAUAGAUUAUCACUCAAAGCAUUUAUUGUUUUUACAGCGAGCAAUAAGGGAUGGAUCCGAUGUACAUGGAUAUUUUGCCUGGUCUCUAUUGGACAACUUUGAGUGGUUAUAUGGCUUUACAAUAAGAUUCGGCCUUUACUAUGUAGAUUAUAAGGAUAAUUUAAAUAGAUAUCCUAAAUCAUCGGUCUAUUGGUUUAGCAAAUUCUUAAUUGGAGUUAAGAAUCCACGACUAAAAACUUAUGAAAAGAUUUUAUUUGUUGUUCAACUUGUGUAUUAUGGUAUUAUAUUGCUCAAUAGAUAA